AUGAAUAAGGCCGUUGAGAAGCUCGCAGCUCUGGCUGAGGAUCUGAAGGCAACGAAAUACGCGCCACCAGUCGAACCGCCAAAGGAGCCAGUGCAAGAUGUACCGGCUACCGCUCCGCCUACCGAAGCUCCACCGACCACGGUUCCGCCAACGACCUUCAAGUAUGUGUUGAACGAGAAGGCUGCUGAGGCGUAUUGGAAAACAUUUGUACCGCCAGUCAUGACCACUGUGGCGCCACCACCUGCUGAGGAUAUCCCUGCAGUGAAUCCCUACGAUACACCAGCACCACCACCAGCUGAAGAUGUUCCAACUGAAGCUCCCACCCAGCCACCAACCGAGGAGCUUACCACAAUGCCCCCACCAGCUUACGCUCCACCUGUGGAACUGCCAACUGAAGCUCCCACUGAGCCACCAACCGAGGAGCCCACGACUCUUCCACCAGUAGAGGAAACCACCCUGCCCAUCUACGCUCCACCAGCACAGGACGUUCCCACUGAGGCUCCGUUCGUGCCACCUGUAGAGGAGCCUACAACUAUGCCACCACCAGUCUACGCUCCACCUGUGGAGGAACUCCCCACUGAGGCUCCUACUGAGCCACCAACCGAAGAGCCCACUCUUCCACCAGUUGAGCCGACAGCCCUUCCAGUAUACGCUCCACCAGCAGAGGACGUUCCCACUGAGGCUCCGUUCGUGCCACCUGUGCAAGAACCUACAACUAUG
Cooperia oncophora is the source of this 720-nucleotide messenger RNA. The record is from the annotation of a GenBank genome assembly. NCBI's taxonomy places the organism in Eukaryota, Metazoa, Nematoda, Chromadorea, Rhabditida, Trichostrongylidae.